UCUCCGCCCGACGGGCGCCGCUGAGGAGGCGGCGGGGGCAGCGGGGCGGCGGGAGCGGGCCGCGCGCCCGGCGUCAAUCGGCUCCGAGCCGAGCCGGGAGGCGAAACCGCGGCCCCGCCGAAUCCUCUUCGGUUCUGCGAAAGCAGUAUGGCCGCCAGCCUAUGGAUGGGGGACCUGGAGCCGUACAUGGAUGAAAACUUUGUUUCAAGAGCCUUUGCCACCAUGGGAGAGCUUGUACUGAGUGUAAAAAUCAUUCGAAACAGGUUGACAGGAAUUCCUGCAGGCUAUUGCUUUGUAGAAUUUGCAGAUCUGGCUACUGCAGAGAAGUGUUUACACAAAAUCAAUGGAAAACCUCUUCCUGGUGCUACACCGGCAAAGAGAUUUAAAUUGAAUUAUGCAACGUAUGGAAAACAGCCCGAUAACAGUCCAGAAUAUUCACUUUUUGUGGGAGACCUGACUGCUGACGUGGAUGAUGGCAUGUUGUAUGAGUUUUUUGUUAAAGUUUAUCCAUCAUGUAGAGGUGGAAAAGUUGUUUUGGACCAGGCAGGAGUAUCCAAAGGUUACGGCUUCGUGAAAUUCACAGAUGAACUGGAGCAGAAAAGAGCACUGACAGAGUGCCAAGGAGCCGUAGGGCUGGGCUCCAAACCGGUGCGCUUGAGUGUGGCUAUACCGAAAGCUAACCGCAUGAAGCCAACGGAGUACAGUCAGAUGUACAACUAUGAUUAUAACCAAUAUUACCAACAGUACCACAACUACUAUGCACAGUGGGGCUACGACCAGAACACGGGCAGCUACAGCUACAGCUACCCCCAGUAUGGCUACACACAGAGCACAAUGCAGACGUAUGAAGAAGUUGGUGAGGAUGCAUUGGAAGAUCCAGCACCUCAGUUGGAUGUCCAUGAAGCAAAUAAACAGUUUAUGGAGCAGAGUGAAGAGCUCUAUGAUGCCUUGAUGGACUGUCAUUGGCAGCCUUUGGACACUGUCUCAUCAGAGAUCCCAGCCAUGUUAUAGCCUUGUUGCUGAGGCACUGUCUGUGUGAUGAAUCCGCCGGUGUGCUCUGUUACACUGCAAAUGGAUCCUGCAGGAGUCAGGGGUGGCCCCUUUCCCACUCAGGUCUGUUACUGGAAGUGCAGGAGGAGUGUGGUGUUCCCUGUACAACGCCAGAGCAUGGGAGCAUCGUGAUAACUUCUAUUCGUGGUGGAAGUUAGAACUGCAACGGUUUUAUUCCUUUUGUCUUGAAGUGAACUCUUAAUACUACUUGUAAUUUAUAAACUUGCAACAGGAUGGCACAGGGGAAAGACUACUCCAACGUACAAUAAAGAAGUUGGUCUUUUAAGUAAAAUUACCCAUUGCUUUUUGGUUCCUGCCCCUUUUCUGUUUUGCUGCCCAUUGAACUGUCUUUAGUCAGUUGAUCCAACACUUGUCCAUGUGUUGGUUUGGUUUGGUUUUUAAGAGUCACUGUCAGAUUCCACUAAAACAUCUCAGAAGCUUCCUAGUGACUGGGUGAAGUUGCUGUAAGUUGAGUAUGGGAAGGAAUCACGUGGAUGAAAGCCUAUGUUCUGCUUAAUCUAAGCUGUGAUCUUGAACUAAGCUUGGUGUUCCUAAGCAUUUUGGAGAGCAAAGACAGGAAAGAUUGUCAGAAAACUACUACAGACUGAUGCCUUCUGCUUGAUGGUCUCCAGCAUGUUUGGCUUGCCUCUCCAUCUGUGUGUGAGGAAAGAAUUCCCCACCAGCCAAGCAGUUUAAAACACUUCUACCAGCAACCUUGUUACUGUAUGUACGAUGCCUUUUUCCUUGUUGACAGCCCUCGAUGGGCCCCUUUAUCAUGUUAAGGUUUCACAGCGUCUUCCACUGUCAGAGUAAAUAUGGUGAAACUGAGGAUCUUACAGCAAAAAACGGGUCAGAGCAAUCCAAUCAAUGUAUUGUGCAACAAAUUGUUGCUGACUUGGAAAGCGUUUUUCUACUGAAUGUUGUAUAAGCUGGAUGGACAAGCAAUAUAUUUAAGCGAAUAUUGUGUUGCUUUAGAGGUGAAAGCAAAAAUAAUAGCACUUAUGUACAUGUUAUAAGCCCUUUUCAGGCUUUUGUGCCUUAAACUCUUUGAGAAAUAGGAAGAUUUAAACUACCUGUAAUAAAUGUCUGUCCAAGAAAUAAUUUGGUGACUGAUUGCUCAUGCACAGCAUUAAGUUGCCUCCCUUCCCAUAUUGAUACAGAGAUUUGCCACAAAAUUUAAAUACUUUCAUAAAGCCUACUUCUGCUACACCUUUGUUUGUUUGUGAUGUAUUUGUCAGUCUGUGGUCAUUUUUAUCAACUGCAAUGGUGGACAUAACUGUGAAUAUGAGGAUAACGGUGACCUGCACUGGAUUUAACAUAUUUCUGGUGUGCUAAGAGGAUUCUGCAUUCUCUUCAGCUGGGAACUUAUAUCUCCUGCUGUGCUUUUGACAGUGCAGUGGACCAUAAACAGUGAUCUGACCUUCAUUUGCUCUGUAUUUAAGGAAUGAAUGCUCCUGGUGUGUGCUGUAGCAUCUCAAGGGCAAUGCAGAGGUGGAGGGGAGCUCCUUCCCUUUGAUGAAGCUGCUCAGCAGUGCUGAAUGCUAAGAAAUGGUAUCACUCUACUUGAGAAGCUCUUGUUCAGUAGGGUGGCAUUUCAGAGGUGAUGUGAAGGUUCUCACGUUCUGCUGUGACACAUUCUACAUCAUUGUUGAUGUGCUGCAAGAGUGCUACCCUGUGCAGCCUUCAUUUUCUCUUUUUGUCCUGCCCUCCCAACCCCCCAGAUUUCAGCUUUUAUAAUACAGCCCUCCUGGUUGACGACAAGCUUAGUUGAUCUGUGCUGCUGUUG
Phasianus colchicus (ring-necked pheasant) is the source of this 2836-nucleotide messenger RNA. RefSeq names its product tRNA selenocysteine 1 associated protein 1 (gene TRNAU1AP). NCBI's taxonomy places the organism in Eukaryota, Metazoa, Chordata, Aves, Galliformes, Phasianidae. Gene Ontology annotation, biological process: selenocysteine incorporation. Gene Ontology annotation, molecular function: tRNA binding. The record is from RefSeq and is a predicted model, not a curated record. Gene Ontology annotation, cellular component: nucleus.